Molecule: messenger RNA, 1098 nt
Organism: Lachancea thermotolerans CBS 6340
Lineage: Eukaryota; Fungi; Ascomycota; Saccharomycetes; Saccharomycetales; Saccharomycetaceae
Gene: NEJ1
Product: Nej1p
Exons: 1
Coding region: 1-1098 (365 amino acids)
Source: RefSeq, a predicted model, not a curated record
AUGCAAAGAAGGAACACAGACAGCACCCGAAGAACUCAUGUAACCAACACUUUGAAAUGGCUCCCUUACAAAGUGAAUCAAAGCCCUUAUUUUGGAUCCUUCGUCGAUACCCUCGAUAAAAACAAACUUCAUCUCUGCCUUACAAGCCUAAAGACAUGUCCAUUUCUUGUUGAAUUUGAAGCCUUUGAAAUAAAGGAGCAGGCUUCACGACAGGGAUUUGUGUUCAAAACUUUAGAAGAUGUUAUUGACCAGGUUUUUGCUUAUUUGAAAAAGCCUUCAGAAGAACUACAAUUCUCUUACAGCGGAAAACAGAUAACGUUCAAAAUCGUUGUCUCGCGAGAGCUCUGUUUGACAUUGGACUCUCCAACCCGCCAAAUCGAAGAGCCACAACGGAGUUCAAUUUUCCAGUCCUUAUCAAGCUCUUUUUUCGAUAACCAAGUUCUUUUGAGAGAAAUUGUUGACGAUCUUCACAACAUAAUCACUUGCAAGGAUCAAGGGCUGGCCUUUUUGAUGGACAGCCUUCGAGAUGUUGGCUUUGAAAGUCUUAUCAAGAAGUGGGCGCCGAGAGGCUCCUUCAAUCAUGACUUACUACAACCAUUCGACUUUGAUGAGUGGCUUAACAAGUGGCCUUCACCCGCAAAAACACUCCAUCAAGGAACAGGGUACAGUCCUAAGGUUUGCAAGUUUCUACGGCUACUGAGCACUAAACCUAAUUUUGUUAGCCAACAAAACACUUCCGUCUCGCCAAAAGCGCAAACGAAAGUUUUGUCUUCUGGAGACGAGUUCGCCUCAUUGAGCUUCGCAGAAGAUGAGCAGAAUGAAACGCAUUUUUCUCAUGAAUCAGAAUCUGAUGAUACCAAACACCUUUGCGGCCGCUUACAAAGAGCUUCGACGCCCAUUGAAACCGAAAGCUUGGGUAAGCAAAUUCGCCUAGCUGACGUCCCUAUUCUCUCUCCGCAAAAAACAGAGCGCUUAUCUCGUUCCCCGAAACAGCCCUCCCCCACGCCAGAGGGGCAAAUAGAGGACAUGCAGGAACAAUCUGAAGAUCGUUCUCCAAGUCGAAAAAGGCGAAAAUUCGGAAAACUCAGGAUUGAGUGA